GAUUUUUGUUUGUUAUUCUCUGUUUGUUAUUUUAUUACAAUCUUGUUUAAUCUAGUUUGGUAACAAGAUAGAUCUCAUUUAAACCCACAUGAUUACAUUAAUAUCACAACUGUGCAUGGUCUUCUUAAUUUAUCACAAGAAUUAUGAGUCAUGGCAGACAAGACACCUACUAAUCUUAUUCUAUCACAAACCUCUUUCGUUGAAGAUGGGGUUAUUGACUUAUAUGCGAGCAAAUUAGUUGUCAUGUGAAUGCCAAUGGAUCCAAUCAUGUCAGUAUUAUAUUUAAGGGUGCUAUUAUCCUAAACAACUGUGUUAUGCAACACACAUCUCUAUCAUAUAAUUAUUUUUGAUUAGUGUUUUUGUGUAAAUGUUGACUUCAAAAACACCCAAAUCAUGAUUCUCAAUUUCUCUAAGAUGUAAAACACGUGUAGAUCAUUUUAUAAUGAACAUAUUAGGCCUUUAAUUUGUUAAAGACGAGCCGGUCUGCGUCAAUAGUGGUGUUUGUUUAUUACGACUUAGUAGCUAAACCAACUUCCUCGCCAAUGGAUGCCUCUAUUUUCCAUUCAUCUCUAUUAUUCUUCUCAACUUAUAAACUUUCUAUUUAGUUGCUUUUUCUUCACUAAAGAUUCAUCAAAGCCUAGACUUUUUGGAGCAAAUUUCAUAGCCAAAAUUGACAUCAAGAACACAAUCCGAGGAUGUCAAACGUCAAGAACAUGAUGUGCACAACCUUAACAAGAUCAAUGCCAGCAAUUGCAUUCUUCGGUAGAAUGGCAUUUGCCCUUGUCUUUAUCAUCUCGGCUAUCCAAGACUAUGCUGAUCAUUUUGGUGGCGGUGGCGGGCCGCUAGAGAAGACGGUGGGACCAGCAGUAAAUGUGAUGACCAAAUAUGGCUCUAAGGUUCUCACGUUUUACACGGGAAUGCAAGUGGUCGCAUUCGAUGUUAGACUUUUAGAGUUUUCACUCAUAACCGCAAAGGGAACUGCAGCUUUGUGGUUCAUCUUUGGACAAUCUAUGCCUGCUUACUUCUUGCUCGCAACACAAAUGCUCUCAACUGUUAUUCCUUUCCCUACAAACUUGAACGACUUCACUCAGAACUUGACGUUAAUGGGUGCGUUGCUCUAUUACAUUGGAUUAAAACAUAGUAUCGACAACCUCGAGGAGGGAGAGAAGAGCAAGGAGAAGGAGAAAGAAGAUGACAAGCCCUCCACUUCCAAAUCCAAAGCAAACUAAAAUGUGAUUUCACAAAGUCAUUUGCUUUGUUUCGGUAGUGGUUAUUGCCUCUCUCUUUGGUUUCGUCAUUGGCUCUCCUUUUCGUCCCCCGAGCGCGUUGUUGAAUAUGGUAUUUUGCCUUCUUUUUUGGUUGAUCAGACGACUCUCUUUGAUAUCAGUUUUCGAUCGAAUGCUUUGUCUUUUGUUAUGUUUCCUGUAGGGUUGAUAUGGUUAUAUCCACCAACGACAUUUUAUUGGCUAUAGGAAAUAGGAAAUCCCACGUUCAGGGUUGAGCACAGUACCACUAAUGACGUGCUUACAAGUAAGCGUAUCAAAGUCGCUGACCAAUGAAAAUGGUAGUACUGUAAAAAUCUUUUUAUCCCGGUAGAGAUCCACUUAAAUAGAUAAUAUUAGUUCCGUCGGAUAAAACAAAUCUCACAAUCAUCAAACAAUUUCACAACAUCAAAAUCAUCCAUCUUAGACUAAAGACACUAGGAACACAAGAAGGGAGAUAGAACUCUAAACAAAAGCUCUAUCUCUAAUCAAAACAUCUAAUACAAAGGUACUUGUGGAUAAUUGGGUUUUUAGUAUAUUAGAUUGGAUAUCAAUCGUAGUCAGUUAAUGAUUUGACUAAACGUGUUCUCUAAACCAGAUAAACGUACACGAAAUGUCACUUUAAUCAAAGAAGAAUUGACAUAAAGGACUGAUAAAUGAACACGUAUACAGUUACAGGCUUACUUUCAAGAAGUUUGAAAAUUUCCGUGUUGAACUUUAUAUUUUUUUUUUCCGUCAAUGUUUUUAAUAUUGAAGAAGAUAGGGCCAGGCCCAAUUACAAGGCCGAAGCCCAAAGAACUACAAAUCCGACAGUAAACAAGAAAAAACUACGGGCCAACCAAUGGGCCUGAAACCCAAACCCAGCCUCGAGAAGGAGAAAGAGAAACCCGGCGACUUCAGCUGGUCCACGUGUCGAGGAGACCGGAUACGUGUAAUGAUCAGAGUCGUCGGAGCGACACGCAUCUCUUCCGUCUCCACUCAACCGCCACCGCUUGAGAACAUCGCCGGGUCCGCCUCACCGCAAAACUCGUUCGACGGAGCUCAGAAGACUGAAGAGCCUCCGUCGAAACCAACACCUUUCUUCAACGCCUUAUCUUCGUUCCGGAGAGUUGCUUCGAUCCAAUCGAGAUCUCAUCCGCUUAACGAACGACGAUAACCACUUGAGAACCACAAACCGAAACCUAGAACCCCACACGAAACACCAAGAGAAUCCACAAGCCGAUCCAAAGAACUGGACCACCAAACAGCCGGCGAUGCAAGGUAGAAGAACCCUUCACACCCCGGAUACAGAACCGACGACGGUGAAGCUGACUAAGCCUUCACCCCCGGAAACACAAGCCGGCGGCGAUGGAGCUGUAGUAGCCUCCACCUCCCGGAAACAAAAACACCACUAACCAGGCGCCAAGCUUCAUCGCACUCACUCUCCACACGUCUGCGCCUUUACUCCAUCGACAAAUCCACCACGGGUGGGAUCUAUAACAGAGCUCAGGCAAAGCAGAGGGUAGAGGAGACGUUGGAGAACGAGAGCCAAGUACUUCUAUGGUAACUCGAGGGAAUCCGGCGACGGCACGCACGCUCACGCGCCGGCCGAUCGCCGGAUCCAAUCUUAGAUCUACUUUCUCUCUCCUUUCUCUCGUGUUGAACUUUAUAUAGAUAGUGCUUUGGAAUUUAUUUCUAUAUUUUUCUCAAGUAAUCAAAUGCAAUUUCAAGCCCAAGAAAAUAUAUUCAACAACUAUUGCCGGAGAAGUCAUAUCAAUGACAUCGCCACAUUACCUACCGACCUUAUCACGUUUGACGUGAAGGAUAAUAGACAUUACAUUUCUUAAUGUUUCAGUUUCAUGAUUUAAUAUUUAAGCCAUAGUACUUGAGAAAUCUAGAAGAAUCUUGUGACUAUUCUUUUCACUACCUACCGAGUCCGAGCCAUAUUGAUUAAUUACUCGAAAAAAAUCAUCUCUGUGUAAUUGUUUUGCUACAACUCUUCGUCUUUAUCACUGUUGUACCGACAUUCUCUUGCUGCCUUCAUCUCAAUCGAUGCCGCGACAAAGGCGUAAAUGCAAAGCUUCUCUUCUAGGUGAUAAUCUAUCUCUUUUUGAAGGAGCAUAACAGCAGGAUCUUCAUUUCUUCUUCGAUUGUCGAUGUUCUCCAUUCUACUGCUGACUGAACUAGGCGCUACCGACUUCUAUCAUACCUAUCAGUAAAUGCAACAUCAAUAAAAAAAUUAAACUUUUUUUCAUAUAUAAACAACAAAAAGUGAAAAAUCUUUCAUUUGAGAAACUUAUUUGACACUUAUCAAAUUACUAAAAGAAUAAAAAUUUGUACAAAAUUUUUUUUUUUAAAAAGCAACUAAUAUGGACGGCCUAAUCUCCCCUUAUAUUUCAGUAUUCUUCUCCUUAUUACCUUCUUCUAUUUCUUUGAUGUAAUAAGUUGCUCAGUAACAACAAUGUAAAACUGUUUAACUUUUAAUAUCACUACAAAAAAAUCAGUGAUAAAUGUAUAUAUGUACGUAGUCAUUAGUCAAUAAAUUUGAUUUUAUUGAUAUGUUAAAUAAUUAUUUGAAUAACAAUAUGAUUAUCGAUAGAAGAUGAAAUAAUUUACAGUUAAAAAAAAAAAGAUGAAAUAAUUUAGUCGAUAGUGCAGUGCAUAAAGUGAUGCGGAAAAUUUCACGAAAAAAUCGCUUAAUAACACUGUACUUCUCAUGUGUGUCCACAAUUGUAUGGAUCGAAAAUGGGCCACAAGUGCAAUACCUUGGCUAAAUGGGAGUAUAUAUGAAUAUAAUACUUUAUUAAACACCAACUUGACCUAUAAAUAAAAUAAAUUAAUAGUAAUGAGAAACUGUCAAAAUCUGGCGGUGGCAUGAAGUAUCAGUUAAACCAAGUCCAUUGGAUCCUAGUUACAGUGGUCCCACCUCUCAACGUCGGUUCUUUCGUUGCUUUCUCAUGUUUCAUCAUAAUCAUCCUUUUUCUUUUUUUUUUCUCAUCUGAAUGAGAAAAAGUCCUCGGAACAAAAUAAUAGUGUAAUUGGUUUUACGUUAGACUUUGAGUAACAAAUCAAAUUUGACAAAAACAAACCUGAUUGCGUUUUAUCAAAUGGUAAGAAUCAUCGAAAAAUGUUACUAUAAAAUAACAUUAUCAUAUUAGUAAAUUAGGGGAAGAAAGUAAGAAACAGAGAAUAUUAUUAGGUUGGAAAAUUUUGAAUUUAGAAGAAAGAAAAGAAACGUAGGACUGAGAAAUCCAGCAAAGCCACAGAAAAUAAAGUAGAAAAUUAAAACAAAACAGCUAAGUCCUUCCUUUCAUUAUCUUUGACCAUACCCAAACUGUGUGUACAGUCCACAUAAACAUACCACCUUUCUAUGCAUGACACACGCACACGCCUCUUUAUAUAUAUAACACACGCACACGAAUCUUUAAGGCUCACAUAUCAAAACUCCAUCUUCUCCCUCAGAUCUUUACGGACAAACCACAAAUCUCAUUUUAGCUUCCAAGUCGGUUAUUUAGUUCUCUUCUUCAACACCCGUUUAGUUCGCUCUUUAAUUAUGUCUACUACGAUGAAGACACCGGUUUGCAGCUCUGGUUCCGGUAAUCAGCGGCAGCCCAGUCGCUUACAAAAGCGACCUCCGGCGUUAAAGAUAGUUCCUGCUCCGGCGAAUAACUGGAAAACGGCUAUUCCUCUCCUCUCGCCGCUAGCUCUUUCCCCAGACUCACCUGUCUACCAACCGUCGGUUGAGAAUCCGACGAAAGCUGCUGCGGUUGCGCCUGCGGUAGAGAAAACGCCGGUAUUCAAGACGUGGCAGCAUCCUGCGGCGCCGUUUUGUUACGAGACAUCAUCGACGUUUGUUCCGCCGUUUGUACCUGUUUAGUUUUAGAUCCAAAGGUUCAAAAAAGUACAGUUUCUUUUGGUCUUGUGUAAAUCUAAUGGCCCACAUUUACGCGCUGUGGUUGGAACAACGCUAUUUUAGUAAUAGAUAAAUAAAUUAAAAGAAAUAUUAAGUAA
Brassica napus (rape) is the source of this 5252-nucleotide messenger RNA. RefSeq lists its product as uncharacterized. The record is from RefSeq and is a predicted model, not a curated record. Bases 696 to 1229 code for a protein of 177 amino acids. The transcript is spliced from 5 exons. NCBI's taxonomy places the organism in Eukaryota, Viridiplantae, Streptophyta, Magnoliopsida, Brassicales, Brassicaceae.